AUGUCUACCGGAGUUGGAAUGAGUGCGUGCUGCCUCUCGGGCAAGGUCAAUGAGGGUACGCCUACGGGGAGUGAGCAAGUCAUCAGUGGACUAAACACCUAUGUCGCCACCCCAUCAGACAAUUCCAAAGGCAAAGCCGUAGUCUUCCUCGUCGACAUCUUCGGCUGGAAGUUCACCAACACGCGUCUCCUCGCCGACUCCUACGCCCGCGCCGGCUACAAAGCCUACAUCCCCGACGUCCACAACGGCGACUCCCUCCCCAUCGACUUCCUGCAGGUCGUCGAGCCCCCACUACCCGUCCGCGAGUCCCAGACCGUCGUCGAAAAAGCUACCGCCACGGCAAAGGUCGGCGCCACGCUCGGCCCCUGGCUCAUCUCCCAUCGCGAAGCAGUCUCCAAGCCGAUCAUCGACGACUUCCUCGCUGCCAUCCGGCAACGCAGCGAUACGCAGAAGGUGGGCGCUAUCGGCUUCUGCUGGGGCGGGCGGUACGCGAUUCUCGCUGCGCAUUCAGAUGUGGUGGAUGCGGCCGUGGCGUGUCACCCGAGCUUGGUCGCGAUCCCGGCGGAUUUCGAGCCCGUUGUUAAGCCGCUGAGUUUGGCACUGGGCGAUAAGGAUAGUCUGCUGGGUGAGAAGGAGAUUGGGCAGAUUAGGGAGCUUAUGCAGAAGAAGGAGAGUGUGAGUGAAGUGAAGGUUUAUGAGGGGCAGGUUCAUGGGUUUGCGCUCAGGGGCGAUUGGAGUAGCGAGAAGGAUAAGAAGGCUAUGGAUGAUGCGGAGAAGCAGGGGCUGGAGUGGUUUGGGAAGCAUUUGUGA
Messenger RNA from Dothidotthia symphoricarpi CBS 119687, 810 nucleotides. Its product is annotated as alpha/beta-hydrolase. The record is from RefSeq and is a predicted model, not a curated record. Gene Ontology annotation, molecular function: hydrolase activity. NCBI's taxonomy places the organism in Eukaryota, Fungi, Ascomycota, Dothideomycetes, Pleosporales, Dothidotthiaceae. The transcript is spliced from 3 exons. Bases 1 to 810 code for a protein of 269 amino acids.